Molecule: messenger RNA, 2069 nt
Organism: Drosophila rhopaloa
Lineage: Eukaryota; Metazoa; Arthropoda; Insecta; Diptera; Drosophilidae
Product: serine protease inhibitor 42Dd
Exons: 4
Coding region: 538-1701 (387 amino acids)
Molecular function (GO): serine-type endopeptidase inhibitor activity
Source: RefSeq, a predicted model, not a curated record
CAGAACCAGCCCCACAAACAACUCAAUCAAAAUGAGUCGCAGAGCGGCAUUAGCAUCCGCGUCUAUUGCAGCGUUCCAGCGAGAAAACAAAACAAGUGGAGCGUCGUCCCAUCAACAUCCAAGUUCCUAUUCCAUUCCCAUCGGAUGCAGAUUUAGUUCGCCAAAUCGUAUGUGUGUAAAUUCACGGCAAACAAAUUUUAAAAAUAGAUUCAAAAUUCAGCAUCGGAAAAGUAGUUGCCGAAAAUUCGAACCGAGCUGUGGAAGCAUUGGCCGGACGGAGCUUUUGCCCCCGCGUUGCGUUGCCCAAGUGUCGUCACCGAUGGGGCGGGCGAAUUUAAUUGGUUCUUUUUUGUGCUAUUUUAUUAUUUCCGAGCGCAAGCGUUUAGUCGAAUUUUGUCCGAAGCUGCGUGCGGGCGUGAAUCUUUAAAGGCAACUAAUUUAUAUAAUUGCUACCCGAUCUUUAUUUCGUCGUUCUAAUAUCGUAACGAAUUCGGCCAAAGGACUUUAUCGGAAGAACAGUGGACAAACAAGCGCAGAAUGAGUGAAAGUUCCAAUCCUGUGCCGAGUAUUGCGGUCUAUCAAUCCAACAUAAGUGCUGGGAUCUACCACAACAUAGCCACAAGUUUCAUAGAUCAGAAUGUGGUCGUGUCACCGCUGUUAUUGGAAGCCACUCUGUCACUUCUCUACCUUGGAUCAGAUGGAGCCACUGCAGAGGAAUUGCAGAAACUGCUGCGACUGAAGGAACGCUUCCCGAGCAAUGCCAAAAUGGCCAAUUUCUAUGCCUCGGAACUGGCGAACAUCACAUCGGAUCCAGAUACCAGCCUGAAGUUACAGAACCGACUGAUGCUCCAGCCGCUUCCUGUAUCCGAAUCCGGCAUUGCCGAUGACUUCCAGAAGAUUGCCCAGACCUAUUUUCAUGCCACCGCCGAGUGUGUUGACCUGGGGCAAACGGAGAAGCUGCGUCGCCACAUAAACGAACAGAUCCUGGCCAGCGUUGGAGGAGGCAGCUGGGACCAGAUUCAACUGGAGAGUAGCCCUGCCUCUAAAACCCUGCUCCUGCUGGCGGCGAAUCUCCAGAGCAAGUGGUUCCUGCCCUUCAGUGCCUACAGAACCGGACUCUAUGAGUUCCACAGCGGUAGCCAGGUCAAAUCAGUGCCCAUGCUCUUCGACGACGACAUGUUCGUGAAGUUUGCGGAGCUCAGGGAUCUGGAUGCCCGAGCCAUAGAGCUUCCAUACGAGCACGCCGAGGAGCUGUCCAUGCUGCUCAUCCUGCCCAACCAGCGCAACGGGCUCCAGGAACUCGAGAAGCAGCUGCGUGGCCAGGAUUUGGGUGCACUGCAGCAGCGCAUGCAGAUGGAGGGCGUUCAGGUGCUGCUGCCCAAAUUCAGUAUUGAUUUUGAGUGCAGUCUGCGGCAGCCUCUGAAACAGCUUGGCUUUGAGGAGAUAUUUGCAGCAUCGGCAAACUUCAAGCAUUUGCAUCCUUCUGGAAGUCUGCCCGUUGUCGAUGUUCUUCAAAAGCUGCGUAUUAAUUUGAACGAGUCUGGAUCCGGACCCGAGUUGCCACGAACUGCAGCAGAGUAUAAGCCCAUUGUGAUCAGCAAUUCCUCUCGCCAGAAAUUCUUCCGAGCAGACCACCCAUUUUUCUUUGCCAUUCGGAGUGAGAAUGUGACCUAUCUAAUGGGUCACGUGGUGGAAUUUUAACUCUCACUGGGACAAGCAGAAAAGUGUAGGGUUUGGUGCAAUAUUUAAACUUAUAUACAAAUAAGUAACAAAUAACUAAUAUUUACUAAACAAAAAAUAAGUUUCCGAUGAUAAAAUAUGUGUAUAUUUUCUGUAUUGUCAAUUGGAUUUGUUCUCUAAGUUGGGCAAACGUUCGAUGUAUUUUAAUUCGAUAGACGUAUGGUAAUGGUGUUUUUGGAGAUCCCUUUUCUGAUAGGAACAUUUCGGCAGAUGGACGUAAUUCCUAACGUACACAUUAUUUUGGGUAUAAUUAAUUCUGUAAUUUUUUGCUGUUAAUGGCAUUUUAUUCUUAAUUUAAAAAAAAAGAAAAGAAAAUAUUAAAAAAUCUA